CUCGCUUCCACUUCCGAGUCUGGCCCGUCGGGUUGCGGAGGGAAGCAGUAACAGGCGGCGGUGGCAGCAGCGGCCGGGAAGAGAGAAUCAAAACUCUAGUCUCUUUUAAGCAGAGCUGACUGGCAUAGUGGAAACUACCAUGAGACUUCUCUGUACCGCACUUUCUUUGACCUUGAUUUACCAGCUGGUUGAUGCUACAUUAUCAAAGACAGAUGCAAAGAAAAUGGCUUCAAAAACACUGGAGGAAAAGAUAUUGCAUUCAGACAAAAUUGUACAAGACCGGGGUCUGGUAGUCACUGAUCCAAAGGCAAAAGAUAUUGUGUUGGAACACAAAAGUUACUGUGCCAAGAAAACGAAAGAGAGACACUUCUGGGGAGACGUUCUGGGAUAUAUCACCCCUUGGAACAACCAUGGCUACGACAUUGCUAAAAUGUUUGGAAACAAAUUUACGUUGAUCUCUCCAGUCUGGCUACAGGUGAAAAGAAAGGGAAAGGAGAUGUUCCAGUUCACAGGGCUACAUGAUGCUGAUCAAGAUUGGAUAAAGGAUGUCAAGAAAAACUCUAAAAACAUCAAAAUAGUUCCUCGGAUUUUGUUUGAUGGCUGGACUUACCAAGAUUUUGAAAGUAUUUUUGGCAGUGAGGAUGAGAUAGAGGAGCUUUCCAAGACUAUGGUGCAAAUAGCCAAGGAAGAAAAUUUUGAUGGAUACAUAGUGGAAGUAUGGAGUCAGCUGGGAAAUCAAAAGCAGACGGAGCUGAUUCAUUUGCUCACUCACCUCUCAGAAGCUCUCCAUGAAGCACAGCUUAAGCUAAUACUGGUCAUCCCACCUGCUGUCACACCAGGGACUAACCAGCUGGGAAUGUUCACAAAGAAAGAAUUUGAUCAAUUGGCCCCAGUAAUGGACAGCUUCAGUCUCAUGACAUACGACUAUUCAACACCACAGCGGCCUGGCCCAAACUCCCCACUUCCCUGGGUACGGGCCUGUGUUCAGGUGCUUGAUCCUGAAUCCAAAUGGAGGAGUAAAAUUCUUCUGGGGCUGAAUUUCUAUGGCAUGGACUAUUCAGCACUGGGUGCCUCUGGAGAGCCAAUCCUUGGUAACAGUCACAGACCAUAUACCUCCUGCCUCAAGUUCUGAGGAAGAUGAAAGAAUGGAGCAUCUGUGAUCUUGAUUGCUCCUGGGUGGCACAGGCAGUCCUGGCUCCCAGGCAUUCUCCAAACACCCCUAUGCAUCCAUAUUCAGCUCUUCCCAGGCUUCUUGACUCAGGACAGAGGCAAGAUGAACCACCCUAAUCCAGCAUCCCUCCAUCUAACAGCAUGAUACUUGUACGAGCAAUGGACCUAGAAAAUCAUGCGUGGAAGUGAUACAAUCCAUCCUGAGCAAUAGUGAAGAUUCCAAGAAGAAAUGCUACACAGCAAAAUGGAAAAGAUCCAGCAUUGCCAGAUACCCCCCAGAGGGAGCCAAGAGCCCUACUAUUCUGGACUAUUUCCUCUUUCUAAAAAUGUCAGAACUAUCUCUCAGUUCCUUGUAGGUCCACUUGGCAGCUAUUAGUGCCUUUCACCAUCUGGUGGAUAGCUAUUCAUUUUUGCCCAUCCUAUUACAGUGGGGUUUCUAAAGGGACUUGUGAGAUCCUCUCCUUAGAUAUUGAAACCUAACCCAGAUGGGAUCUCGACCUAUGUCCUAUUGGUAUUAAUGGAGGCUCCGUUCUAAACCUUAGCCUUGUAUUCCUUUGUUUAUCUAUCAUUGAAGAUUGCC
Molecule: messenger RNA, 1750 nt
Organism: Gopherus evgoodei (Goodes thornscrub tortoise)
Lineage: Eukaryota; Metazoa; Chordata; Testudines; Testudinidae
Gene: CHID1
Product: chitinase domain containing 1
Exons: 11
Coding region: 140-1132 (330 amino acids)
Biological process (GO): carbohydrate metabolic process
Cellular component (GO): extracellular region
Molecular function (GO): chitin binding; oligosaccharide binding
Source: RefSeq, a predicted model, not a curated record